AUGAAAGAAAUGAGAAAAAGGCUCAAUCGAAUUAUUAGCUCUUCCUCCAAAGUGCAAAGAUAUCUUGUAGAGUAAAAGGAGUAAAAAUAUUGAAUAUUAUAGACAUUAAAAAAAAGUAACUGCUUAAAUAUGA
This is a messenger RNA of Paramecium primaurelia, 133 nucleotides long. The record is from the annotation of a GenBank genome assembly. Lineage: Eukaryota; Ciliophora; Oligohymenophorea; Peniculida; Parameciidae.